Messenger RNA from Coregonus sp. 'balchen', 13201 nucleotides. The record is from the annotation of a GenBank genome assembly. Lineage: Eukaryota; Metazoa; Chordata; Actinopteri; Salmoniformes; Salmonidae.
AUGUUGGACUUUAUAAGUAACCUGGCUGUACUGAUCUCAGUCGAAACGGGAAAUUACCGUAGAGGUGGUGGUGAGAAGAAGUGAUUUCUUAUUCCUUCACUUCACUUUCCGGGCAUCUCCUGCUUAAAAAGUGCGCGCGCCUUCGGCUAUUCAUUUGGCACGCGAAGUUCCUCGCUGAGUGUCAUCGCACGAGGAGGAUUCGUACCUGGAUAGACUCGAUUCAAAGACGCCUGGUGGAGAAAUCUUCUUGACUCCAGUUUCACUAUAGUAGGAAGACAGAAAGUGAGUAAAAAUACGGUGCGGUGCAUGCUUUUCGAUUUUAUGUGUCGGUUCCCCAGAUUUGUCAUGGAGAGAGUGAGACAUGUUUGAACAGUGAUAAAAACGAAGAGAAAUACUGUAGGCUACCUAUAAGCUAAUAAUAAUUCGAUAAAUAAGUAUAUAACAAAUAACAUUUGAUAAUUGGAAAUGAAUUAAAUUCCUUAAAAAAUGCUGUUAGUUAUAUAUGUAGGGAUUGCUUUGGAUGAAUAUAAAACUACAUUUUGUCAGAUUAAUUGGAUUUUGACCCAGUAAGAUCUCAUAAACGAUUUCAAUAAUUGCCUUAUUUGUGCAUUUAUCUUAUAACAUCUGAAAAGAGGACCGAAAAUAAAACAGUGUCCUCCAUGUAGAAAAUACCAGUUGUUUUAAAUGAGAGGGGUCAGUGUCAAACCUCAAGGACUUUAGAUUUUUAGGGUGGAUAAUUAUAUUCAUUGGAUGGGAUAAUUAAAAAAAAGCUCAACCAAUAGAAACACUAUAUGAAUGUAUUUUUGUUCUUCAUCUUUCCACAGACUUUGUGAGUCCCAGAAUAGAGGGAUAUACCUUGGAUCACAAAAUAAAGAUAUUAUUGCUUCCUCUCCCCGGCACCCUCCAAUUAGACUAGGACACCCUAUAAUACCACUACCACCCUAUAAACACAGAGGACUAAAAUGAUUAUGACAGGAAGGGAACUCUGAAUACAUCGACUUUAUUUUUUCCUUCUCUUCCCAUCUUUUCCCUCUCAGUCAUGACACAUUUAGUUCAGAGACACCUCUAUUAGGUGAGAUUCUGUCCUUCUUAGGGGGACAUUAAGGAAAGCAGAAGUGUUCUAUUGAAGAAGAGACUGUGAAUUACUCUUUAUUAAACAAACCACAAUUGCCAACUACAGUACAUAAUUAGCUGAAUUUGGCACCUGAUAUCGAAUCAGUGAGCUCUGGAUAAGUUCUGAUGUCAUAAGUUAACUAUUGUACCCUCUCUUGAGCUGGGUUUGGUUGAUGUUUGAUGCACAGAAAAGAGAAGGAAUUUGAUCAAAGCGAAGAAGAACUCUGGAAGACAAGAACUGGAAAAAACGGGUGAAAGAGGCUAAAUGAAAUAAAUGAUGUUUUCUCUAACCUAUCCAACACAAUCCAAACCAGAUCUUUGUCCAGAACAACUACAACACAGUGUUGUCUGAUCACUGAUUUUAAAAGAGUUAAAUCCUGCUCCUUCACCACCCCUUCCCGUCGUCAUCCCCCUCUCCCUUGUUGUUCCUCUCUUCCCUUUGUCAUUGAUCUCUCCGUCCGCUAUCUUCCUUUUCUCGCCCACAUUCUACUCAUGGUGUCUCAACGGACCCUCUCUAUUGGCUGCUGAUGCCUGUUCUCCUAGUCUAAGAGCACCGCAUUCAUACAGCAGCCAAACCUCUCCAUACACUCCUUCUAGUCUUUCAUCCACCCAUCCCUCCUUCCACUCUUUCAUAUUCUGUCUCUCUAUAGUUCCACCCUGGCACCCGGCACCAUUCCGUCUAAAGGGGAGGAGGACUUUCUGACCCUGGCCUCCUCUCGUCUCAGCCGCUGGAAGUGUGUCAUCGGAGCCGCCGUGGGCGUGGCCAUGGUCCUACUCCUCCUGAUCGCCAUCCCCCUAUUGGUCCACACCACCAAAGGGGGAGGAGCUAACCCAGGAAGUGGCGGAGGGGGGACCCAUUAUGAGAUGCUGGGGAGCUGCAGAAUGGUCUGUGACCCAUAUAGUACUGCCCAACCAGGCCAGGAGCUGACAGCCGUGUCCCCCCAACCGGACUACCCUGGACGGAAGAAAACGGGGUACAGCGGGGUCCCUGGGAUCUCUGGUCCUCCAGGUGCCCGAGGGCCCCCUGGGGAACCAGGCAAGCCAGGCCCACAGGGGCCUCCCGGCCCUGGACCUAAUGGUUACGUCCCCUCCUUCUACAGCCCCAAGAUUGCCUUCUAUGCAGGGCUAAGGAAACAGCACGAGGGCAGCGAGGUGUUGAAGUUUGAUGAUGAGGUGACCAAUGUAGGGAACUACUAUGAGCCUAGUACUGGGAAGUUCACCUGUCCUCUACCAGGUAUCUACUACUUCACCUACCAUGUUCUGAUGAGGGGCGGAGAUGGGACCAGCAUGUGGGCCGACCUGAAGAAGAAUGGACAGGUAGGAGAGAGAGAGUGUGUGCAUGUGGGUGUGCGUGUGCGUGCGUGCAUGUAUGUUUGUUUGUCCGAGCAACACAUCUCCAUUGACCAUUGCCUCAGAAUCACUAAUUGACUCACUUUCACCUUUGCUAUACAUCAUCGGUCACUUUCAAUUCACAUCACAUUUCCCUGUAUCUAUGGGCCGCAGCAACACGGCAGCAAAAUAUAGAACUAAGAAAAUAUAUUCCCUCAUUAAAGAGAAGUCAUGCUUUAAAAUCACCAUUUACACUUUAAAAUCACAGCUACUAAUAUUUGCAUUCCCACAAGCCAUAGCCAAAUGACAAGUGGCAGUAUGCUGCCGUCGGUCUUCGCCAAAGGAAAGUAAAAUGAGUCGAUAUCAUACACCAGGUCUGCGUCCCAAAUGGCACCCUAUUCCCUAUAUAGUGCACUAUAUAGGGCCCAUAGGAAUAGGGUGCUAUUUGGGAUACAGGCUGUCACUAUGCGGACGAGUCAGCUUACACGUCAGAUAGAUAAAUAAAUAAUGAAAGUGAAACUGACAGGCCACUCAUCCACUCAUCCCUCGUUCCCUGUUCUCUCUUUCCCCUGGUACUAAUUAAAGAUAGAGGGCCUGAUGGUGGGAAGAGGAACACAUAAUUGGAGAGGAAAAGAAGAGGUGUGGGAUAAAUCACAGGGAUUUAAUUUGAGGACUUUAACACGGCUAUGUUUUCAUCUUAAUUAAUCAGACAGUCACCUUACUCUUUCUUUUAACAGUGUGGCAUUUAGUCCUUUAAAUGUGUCCAAAGCCUGAGUAAAUGUAUUUGGCUACCAGUUAGCGAUAUCAGAUAUAUUGUCAUUCCAGUCAUCUCAUCACCCUGUUAAAUCAUUCAUAACUCCUAGAUUAGAUCCCCUGAAACACCACCCCCACCCCCCCACUCUUGCCUCCGCUCUACCCCCCCGUAUGCCCCUCUCCUGCCUCUACCACCCUCUACCCCCUCCUCUGCCCCACCUCCCUCUACCCCUUCUCCUCCACUUCUACCCCCCUCUCCCUCCACUCGUCCUUGUCCAUUGAUUGUCCAUAAAUUAUAGUUUCACUCAACUCAAUUAUUUAACGUCACAGAGACCCAGGUCCAUCUCACAACCAUCAGGUGGUCCCAUUUAUUUUAACAGUUUAUAUAGAGAUCAGAUCUCAUAUUAGAAAUCAGUUUAAAGGGACACUUCACCACUUUUUACCCUCAUAUUCAUUAUCUCCAGCACAAUAUUAGUGUUUAUGUUCCACUCUAAAUAUAAGAAGAUAUUUUUCGAGUUACCUUGACUGCAGCCUAGUCGAUUCCCCAGACAGUUUUUUGGGAUGUGUAUUUCGCUUACUUAAUCUCGGAAACCCAGAGCUAAAAUCUUGCCUAGUUGCAUCUGAGGAUUUGUCCAAAUGGUCAGUGAUGAAAAACCAGCACACCAGGACAAUGUUUCCUUUGUUAGUUGUUGCUUCCCACAGUCUGUUGACAGACGCCACGAUACCAUUUAUGUUACAUGCAUCUGUCCACGUGAGAGAUUAGAUGUAUGUAGAUAGAAGUGUGGUGUAAAUGAAUCACUACUGUUCUGCUGUGUGGUCUUAUUCUUGUAAAAGUUGAAAUUGGAGUUGGAGAUCAUUGAUUAGAAAUGCCUGACCUGUGUCUAUUAAUUCCCGUCUGUCACAUAAACUGAUUGAGAUGGUGGUUGCCUGACCAAGAAUAAAGUAAUGUCCUUUUGAACUCUGUAUGCUGUCUCGUGUCCAAGUCUUAUCUUUCUUUUACCUGAUGUUCACUCUUCGAACCCUCCAAAUGGUGCAUUACAUUCUGAACAACUGAGGCAGAAGAGCUCUAUGCCUGAGGCUAUAUCCCUGUCAGUCGAUUGAUGGUACAGUAUGUACAAAAUGGCCGCUGUGUCCAACAGGCUGUAUUCCUUCUGACUUUAGAGUCAAAGGACAUCUUCUUCCAUUGCUGCAGGUGCAGCAGUAUUGCAACUUUGUGAGAAAGUUGUGUGUGUCCCAAAUGGCAGCCUAUUAUCUAUAUAAUGCACUUUUGACUGCAGCCUAUAGGGCUCAAGUAGUGUACUAUAGGGAAUAGGGUGCCAUUUGGGAUGCGCCCUAUAGUGUCUGUCUAUAGCCGUGGGUUUAAAGGUUCAUAAACACAAAAUAUCAAAGUUGUGAAAAUUCAUUCUUCAUAACCACAAGGGCACUGAGCUGGUCUGAAAAUAUCAACUUGGAGAAAAUGCGUUCCAUCCUGAAAAUCAAUGUGAACACCCACACACCCACCAUGCUUCUCUCAUUUAUGGUGCUACAUUAUAACUACUUCUUACUCAUAAUUUACAUAGUUACAUUCUGUUUCCAGACACCUGCUGAUGACUUUGUACAUCUAUCAAUGCCUCAAUUAUUUUCCAUGCUCUGGUCAGUGUCCGUAUGGUAGUUGUUUCUAAAUGAGACGCAGGUCACGGAGUCUACACUGGACAUGAAGCAUGUCUACCUCCAGCCAGCCAGCUAGAGGUUCAGUUAAGCCCUGUGUGGCUGUCCAGUGUCAACUCUAAGGCAGAUUAAUUAAGUGUGUGUGUGUGUGUGUGUGUGUGUGUGUGUGUGUGUGUGUGUGUGUGUAUGGAGCUAUGGCUAUGGCGCCCAUACGGCUACAGUCUACUGGUCAAACUUUAUUACAUCUUAGAUAUGUUAUAGAGUCAGCGACUGUAUGUGGCUGUUAGUAGUGGUGUAUAUGCUAUAUGUGGUGGUUAACAGUUUAAAAACCAAUCAGAUUAAUUAACUGAUUCAUCCACUCCACUGUAGAGGUAAUAUAUUCUGUUACCAUAACAUAAACAUAGAUUUGACCAAGGUAAUGAUAUAUACACAAUAAAUAUAUGCUAAAUAUAUUUACUCUUAGCAAUGUGUUUUCUCAUAUAUCAUUUAAAUAACAACAACGAUUGAUUGUCAUCUGUAAAGGUUAGCUGGUCAUUCUGAUAGACGUCCGUAGUGACAAGCCAAUAUUACAUUAGCAUCUCAUGUUGCUGGUGACCGUGAUGCUGUGUUACUGUGACUUCCCAUUGACACCCAGCAUAUGUCAUCCUCCGCAUUAUUUUGGGCAAACUGGGAAGUGGUGCUUUGUUCCUCAGGCAUAUAGUCUGCACUUAAAAACGCUGGAAUGUGGCCACUUUUGAUUCAGCAUUCACCUCCGCAUUAUUUUGGGAAGGGGAAUUUUUCCCAUGAUUUAUUGCAUUAAAAACCUGAAUUUGUGGGCACUUUUGGGAAUUUGCUCCAAGCAUUCAAAGGAUAUUUCAUUAUGUUUGACUAUUUUACUGAUGUUAUUAUGCAAGAUAAACAGAUGGGGGGGGCUUUUAUGAGAAAUUUUGAAUUUGGGGAAAGGUUUUUGGGUUGCUAUGUUGCGGUAAGGGAAAGAAGAGAGAGAAACAGAGGAGGAGAGAGGAUAGAAGGAGAUGAUGUGAGGUGGGUUGAUGGAGCAGAGAGAGAGCGAGAGAGAGAGAGAGAGAGAGAAGAGAGAGAGAGAGAGAGAGAGAGGAGAGCGAGAAGAAGAAGAGAGAUAGAAGGGCUGGAGAUCAGGAGAGGAGUGAGCUCCUCCAUGUCUCCUCACUCUGACUCUCGCUGAGAGCUCCUCGUUCCCCUGGGCUUUCUUUCCCAAUCUUUGGCUUCCUCCCUUUGUUGGGCCGCCCACACUGAGCUGAUCUUGGGCUGUGAGGAGCAAUGGGGCCCCUGGGGCCAGCCUAGAGCUGGGGCUGUCUCUCGCGCUGUGUCUGGCUGGGUCUGGCCCUUUCAUCACAGAGUCUCUGGUAAACGGUCCUGGAUAGGAGGGAGGGAGGGAGGGAGGGAGGGAGGGAGGGGAGGGAGGGAGGGAGGGAGGGAGGGAGGGAGGGAGGGAGGGAGGGAGGGGGAGCAGCUGCACUGUCAUUUCAUAUACAACCUGGGAUGUGUGAAUGUGUGUGUAGAAAGAGACAGACAAGGGUAGACGAAAGGAGAAAGAGAAAACAGAAGGAGGGUGAUGGUGAAAGGACGGCUGGGGGUGGCUAGGGUAACAAACUGAUCAAGCAUGGCUAUUCUGUGAAACCAGCAGGGAGAUGUGGGGGUAUACAAAGUCUUGUUUUUAUCUGUAGUGCCUUGGUUCAGUGGUGAUAAAACUGACAGGAUUCAUUGGCAGUGAUAUACUGACCUAUUAGAGCGAAGCCAAUAGAAAAGUAGCUCUUAAACUUACCUAGGGGACUCUCUCUCUCUGCUGCAGUAGAAAUAAAAAAAAAUUAUUGAAAAGGUUUUCGCUACCCCAAGAGGACUCUUGGUUGGGUAUUAGAGGGAAACAAGUUACUUUAGCAUUGCACUGUUUUCUAGAGUUUUGUUGGCAUUUUACAUGAAUGAGGGUGAGUGCCAACAACAUCUAGUGGACUACCUUCUUAUAAAUACAGUUUACUAUGUAAGUGGCAUUACUGUGAUAUGCAAAAUAUCUCAAUUUGCAAGAUAUUAUACUUUGGGAUAAAUUGUAAAUUUUGAUAACAUAUGGUAAGGUUUCUCUUCUUCUUCUCACGGUGUGUUUUUGGUAUUUUACAUAAACAGUCUUAUACAAUAACAGUCUAGACUACUAGAUAAGUACAUGUAAUUAAAAUCAAAUAACAGCCUUAUUCUAAAAUGGAUUAAAUUAAUUGUUUUCCUCAUAAAUCUACACACGAUACCCCAUAAUGACAAAGUGAAAACAGGUUUUUAGAAAUUUCAGCAAAUGUAUUAAAAAUAAAAAACAUAAAUACUUAUUUAAAUAAGUAUUCAGACCCUUUGCUAUGAGACUCAAAAUUGAGCUCAGGUGCAUCCUGUUUCCAUUGAUCAUCCUUGAGAAGUAUAUAUAUAUUUUUUUUUUUGGGGGGGGGGGGGGGGGGGGGGGGGUAGAUCAGCUUAAAUAUUGCAGAAAGAUUGUAGUUUCCAUCAAUGCAAUUGUCUGCAUAAUUUCCAAUCCCCCAUAUAUGUUUUUGUUAAUAUAUAUAUAUAUAUAUAUAUAUAUAUAUAUAUAUAUAUAUAUAUAUAUAUAUAUAUAUAUAUAUAUAUAUAUAUAGUACCAGUCAAAAGUUUGGACACACUUACUCAUUCCAGGGUUAUUCUUUAUUUUUACUAUUUUUUACAUUGUAGAAUAAUAGUGAAGACAUCAAAACUAUGAAAUAACACAUAUGGAAUCAUGUAGUAACCAAAAAAGUGUUAAAUAAAUCAAACUAUAUUUUAUAUUUGAGAUUCUUCAAAGUAGCCACCGUUUGCCUUGAUGACAGCUUUGCACACUCUUGGCAUUCUCUCAACCAGCUUCACCUGUUUUUUUGCGCAGUCUGUACACACUACAUCAGUCACUCAUUCACAAUUUGACAAGCACUUGAUCAUGCCUAGAAUUUCACGGCGGCAUCCCCUUUGUGUGGCCGUAAUGCAUCCUAAAGAAAUCCAUGCCUUUUGCGGCCAGUGGCCGUUGUGCCCUUCUCCCUGAGUGCUGUGCGCUCCAUCACGUGAUCGGGUUUUUCUCACAGGCUACAAGUGAAGACAGACACAUCGGGGACGCAACUGCUUUUCCUAGGUGCAUAUUGAAGAUAUUGGAAGAACUGUCCACAUUUACAAUGGGGAAAAAAAGUAUUUAGUCAGCCACCAAUUGUGCAAGUUCUCCCACUUAAAAAGAUGAGAGAGGCCUGUAAUUUUCAUCAUAGGUACACGUCAACUAUGACAGACAAAAUGCGAUUUCAUACGGCCGUGUUAAAAUGUCAGUCACCUGGCCCACUCUGUAAUGACCAGCACCUGUAUUAACUCUAAGUGACAUGGGUUGCUUCCCAAAUGGCAUCCUAUUCCCUAUUUAGUGCACUUCUUUUGACCAGAGUCCAUUAGGGCUCUGGUCAAAAGUAGUGCUCUAUGUAGGGAAUAAGAUGCCAUUUGGGAAGCAACCCAUGUCACUUAGAGUUAAUACAGGUGCUGGUCAUUACAGAGUGGGCCAGGUGACUGACAUUUUAACACGGCCGUAUGAAAUCGCUUGACCUUUCAGGUGAUCUAUUAAAAGAUUAUGGGAUUAAAGAUAAGAAAGACCCAGGGAUAGAUUAAAUCAAAGGGAAUAAUGGCAGCAUGUCCAUAUUGCACAUUGUAUUGAGGUCCCCACCACUUCGCCCCCAUUAUUUCCAGAUAAUGUACAGAUCGUCAGCGUGGGACUAUAAAUUAAUCGAUUAAUGAAAGCACCACCACAAAGUUAAUGAGGGGUUAGGGGAGAUGUUGCGCUUAAGAAGUAUAGCAUGACAUACAGUAUAACCCCUCCGUGAUAUAUUCUAAAGCAUGGCUGCAUUAGUAUAGGCAAGACCAUUGAUGGCAAGGGCAGGGGAAAAACUGCUGUCACUAUGUCACCACCAUGUCACCACCAUAACCUGUAGCUCCAACCACAUGUCAUGUCCCCUAACAGCAAUGAGGAAAACUACCACAAACACAGACACAUACAGGUGGAGUUAACAUGGGAAAUAUCCCCUGGAGGAAUCACAUCACAUGACAGUCUCUGGAUUAAUUAAUGAGUAUACUGAUUUCACGUAACUCAAACAGACAUCGAUAUUUAGUACACGAAUACAACGUCUAGACCAGGGGUCUCCAACCCUGCUCCUGGACAGCUACCCUCCUGUAGGUUUUCGCUCCAACCCCAGUUGUAACUAACCUGAUUCAGUUUAUCAACCAGCUAAUUAUUAGAAUGAGGUGUGCUAGAUUAGGACGGUAGCUCUCCAGGAACAGGGUUGGAGAGCCCUGGUCUAGACCCAUUCUCUUUUUCUCUCUCUAAUGCCUUGUUCACUUGUCUGGCCAUCAUGACAUGUUGCAUGUCUUGUCUAUACAUCUGUCUUGUGGUGUGAUCUCAGUCUGGCCCUCACACCGCCCGUCUCCCUGUUGCCUCGUCCCUCAGCCCACACAUCUAUCUUCCUCUCCUCAUUCCCUGAUUUCUUUCUCUCUUUAUGUCAACCACCGUGUCUUCUUUUGCCAUCCUUUUACUGUCAUGUUUUCUAAGUGGUACGUCUCUGUCAUGUUCUUUUUCUUUCGUCCUCCAUUGCCCUGGCUCACUGUAGGACUAUCCUUCCUUUAUGAUAUCCCUCUACCUAUCCCUCUGACUGCCCACUGAGCAUAGAUGGUGUAAAAAAAAACAUUCAAACUUACAAACAAGCUCGUCUCAAUUCAGACGAUAUGGUCUGCAGGUAGCCUAGCGGUUAGGAGUGUUGGGCCAGUAACUGAAAGUUUGCUGGUUUGAAUCCCCAAGCUGACUAGGUGAAAAAUCUGUUGAUCGUGCCCUUGAGCAAGGCACUUAACCCUAGUUGCUCUGGAUAAGAGUGUCUGCUAAAUGAUGUAAAUGUCUGUUGAGUAUGACUUAUACAGAAUGUGGAGCCAAUAAUCAGUGUUCUCUUCUCAGUGUCCGCCCUGAGAUUGGAAGGUUGGGGGUUGAAUCCCCGGUCAUAAUAAAGACUAAAAAUGGGACCCAAUGCCUCUCUGUUUGGCACUCGGCAUUAAGGAGAUGGAGUAAGGGGUAAGGCACUAUGGGCCAUUCUGGCUCAGACAAGGCUUACUUACUAAUGAUUAGCCAGGUAUGUACACUCUUAGAAAAAAGGGUUAUUUAGCUGUCCCCAUAGGAGAACCAUUUUUGGUUCCAGGUAGAACCCUUUUGGGUUCCAGGUUGAACCCUUUUGGGUUCCAUGUAGAACCCUCUGUAGAAAGUGUUCUACAUGGAACCCAAAAUGGUUCUACCUGCAGCCAAAAAGGGUUCUUCAAAGAGAAGAUGAAGGUUCUAGAUAUCACCUUUUUUUCUAAGUUUAGCAUAUAGAUAUCAUAAUGCACCUUGUUGGAGAGAAGGACAUAAAGGCUCACACGUGCUUAUAAAGCAUUAUUAUACCUGUCAGCCUUAAGUAAAGUGUUACCAAUGACACAGUAAAGUGAUGGGAUUGAGAGUCAUGAUGUUAGUUGAGCUGCAGAUCAUAUUCUGAGCCUCUCGUGUUGUGUGGUGUCUUGGAGAUGUGCGUCGGUUGUCUGGAGAGCUGACAGAGAUUGAGUGGUCUGUGCUCAGUGCUGUGGCUGCCUGGACAUGGAGCCUGAUAGAUCCACUGAUGCCAGACAGACAUAUGUCUACUGAGUUGAGAUAUAAAUCUUAUACACUCACUCCUCUCUUUUUUUAAGACUGUGAUUAUAAGAUAAGAUGUACUUUAUUGUCCAUGAACUUGCAGAGAACAGAAAUGUGUAUCACACAGCUCGCAAACCCAUGCAUACCCCAAAAGACAUGCCACCAGAGCUCUCUUCACAGUCCCCAAGUCCAGAACAGACUAUGGGAGGCACACAGUACUACAUAGAGCCAUGACUACAUGGAACUCUAUUCCACAUCAGGUAACUGAUGCAAGCAGUAGAAUCAGAUUUUAAAAAACAGGUAUAAAUACACCUUAUGGAACACCAGGGACUGUGAAGAGACACACACAAGGAUACAGACACAUGCAUACGCACACAUUGUGAUAUUGUUGUAUGGUGGUAUUAAACAUGUUGUAUUGUAGAUAGGAAGUGGUGUAAUAAUGUCAUAUGAUGUACUGUUUUAUAUUUUGUUUUAUAUGUAAUGUAAGUGCUUUAAUAUGUUUGAACCCCAGGAAGAGUAGCUGCUGCCUUGCUAAUGGGGAUCCCUAAUAAAUACAAAUAAAUAAAAAAGCACCAUAAGAGAAGUAGAGCUGAUCACACACACUCUUAUUGAUCAUCAGAGAGCAGCUGUAGCUGUGUAUGGGGCUCUCAGGCAUAUGUAAUGAAGCAGAAGGCUGAUUGGCAAGUGUAGAAUAGAUGAAGAAGCGGUUCACAUGGGACGAUGGGUAGUCUAUGGGGAUGGAAGUCAGCCAGUCAGGCAGUCAGAUCCAGAAACAGAAACAGUAUCUUCCACCACCAGCUAUUGACCUGGCCCCGGUUUCCCGAUGGAACUUAGGCUUACAAGGGUUUUAACGAUACAUCUUCCCUACAAUGGCCGAAGGUGUAACAUACGUUUCCCAAAACACUGCGCAGAGAGAACGUGUGUCGAUACUGAUAGGAUCGAAAGAAAGGCAACGCUGCUCUCGGAUCAGCUUUCUCCAUUCAAAUCUUACCUUAACAUUAGAAUUGUUCCACAAUACUGACGACGGAUCAGCUCCUAGAAAGAUAUUAUCACCUAUGGCUGCAAAUAUUGAGGCGGCUUAUUCUAACCACAGACAUUAAAACCAGUAGAUAGUGAUAGUGCUGACAUCAUCCACGGAUUCCUAUGAAAAACUCCCGAUGGCGCAAUGAAGCCAGAAGUAUUUGAAUUUGAAGGGCGCCAUAUUUCUGAAUGGGGCUGAAUGGCACCAAAAAAUUGCUAAGGAUCAUGGUGAAAGUGGCCGUAACUAGCAAAGGAUCAUGUUCAAAGUAGUCGUUUUCUUCCUGCCUGAGAGAGUAAAUUUAUGAGCACACCACACCCCCUUAGGCCCCUUUCUAGUGCAGACCAGGGUUUUGGCACCGCUAGGUUGCUACACAGUAGCCGACCAACAGAACUCGUGACUUCACGCUCCAAACCGGACACUGGGGGCCUGAUUCUAACCCUUACCCUAUAAUAAUACACUAAAUCAAGAUUUAGCACAUCAUUGCGCAUGUUAGGCCAUACAUCAUGAAAUAUAUUGAGAUAAAUGAGCCUACAGACAGUAGCCAACAAGUAGCAAAAUAGAACUCAAUUGAUUGAACAUUAAAUGUAUUUCAAUAUAAUUGAAAUAGACCUAUAGCCUACUGUAUUUAUAUUUUAAUGCAGUCAUCUCAGUUUUAAUUUGAAGCAUUUAAAAAAUAUAUAAAUUGAAAGACAUGGGCAACUUUGUGUUUGUAGUCAACUUUGUUCUGAAGUUAUCAGUGGUUACAGAGAGGCAGAUAAACCAUGUGAUUAUAUGUUUAGUGGAGAUCUUCUGUGUAUCAAGUGACGUGGGAGGGCAAAAAAGCAUCUAACGACGCACUUAGCUGCUCUACGAGUGGUCUGAGGAAGGCGUUAGAUUCCGAGCGUUUUCACGUGCAACGUUAAUAACGAUGGUUUGGGAAACAGCUCGGAGAUUUUACGAUGCUCCUACGACGGUUUUAACAAUGAACUUAGCCUUAAGAUGCUUUUGGGAAACAGGGCCCUGUUGCUUUAUGAUGCUAGCCUAGUGCUAGAUGCAGAGCUCAAUAUGCAUGGUAUUGACUGGCUGUCUGCAUCUCAAAUGGCAACCUAUUCCCUUUAUAGUGCACAGCAUUUGAUCAGGGCAAGUAGAACUGUGGUCAAAAUGUGUGCAGGGAAUAGAGUGCCAUUUAGGGCGCAUCUGCUGUCACAGGCCCAGCCUGAGCCUCAGACAGAUUCUCAUUUGCAUGCUGUUGGGGAGCUCAGUCUGUAUUGACCCGCAGGCAGUGGAUCAUUACUUGUUUGUUAACACAUUUAAUUGGGUUUACUCAUGUGGACACGUAGAUACACGUGUAUGAAUUAAGUUACUAUUACAAUUGCCUAUCUUAAAGUUAUAACCUUGAUGGUUUUAACUCUAUUUCAAUCCAUGACAUUUGCUCUGUCUGUUCUGUCCUUCCCCUAACUGUCCCUCUGUCUUCCCCUCUGUAUGUGCACACGUGUGUGUGUGUAUAACAGGUGAAGGCCAGUGCCAUUGCCCAGGAUGCGGACCAGAACUACGACUAUGCGUCCAACAGUGUGAUCCUGCAUCUAGACGUGGGGGACGAGGUGUGUGUACAGCUGGACGGGGGGAAGGUCCAUGGAGGAAACACCAACAAAUACAGCACCUUCUCUGGGUUCCUCAUCUACCCCGACUGA